Molecule: messenger RNA, 1423 nt
Organism: Rhipicephalus sanguineus (brown dog tick)
Lineage: Eukaryota; Metazoa; Arthropoda; Arachnida; Ixodida; Ixodidae
Product: kelch domain-containing protein 2
Exons: 10
Coding region: 109-1308 (399 amino acids)
Molecular function (GO): protein binding
Source: RefSeq, a predicted model, not a curated record
AGCCAUCGAGCGAAAGAGCUUUGCGGGAGGUAGAGCUAGAGGUGCGUGUCGGAAGAAGAGAUCUUCAAAUGCGAGCGUCGCGCACAUUUCGAGCGCGCGACGAGCAUCAUGAGCAACGCGGAGGACUCGAACAAACCGCUGCAGCGGACCGGACACGUCGCCACUUCGUACAAGAACGGCGUGCUCGUCUGGGGAGGCUACCGGGUAGGUUCGUCACGGGAGGACCAUUUGCGACGCCGGCGAUUCCCGCGGCAGGCGGAGACGGAGCGAACGACUAUAUACCUGCCUGGCAAUGAGCUCUGGUUUUACGAUACUUUCCUCGAGAAAUGGACGCCGCGCAACCUGACUGGAGACAUCCCACCGGGCACGUCGGGUGCGGUGGCCCAAGUGCUGGGGGAUGCAAUGUACCUGUUUGGUGGGUUCCUCACCGACCGCAACUCGAACCACCUGUACAGACUCGACCUGACCACGCUCACAUGGGAGCUGGUGGACGCGCAGGGAGAUCUUCCAAUCCCCUGUGACAAGAUGGCAGGCUGGACGUAUCGAGACUGCUUUUACGUGUUCGGUGGGUUCGGCAUCUCGCCGCGUGCAGGAGUGCAGCGGCCACCAGACUUUGCCUUUCUCCAUGACAUGCAAGCACCUUGGAGAGGAUGGACCAACCAGUUGGUGGUGUUCGACACCCAGACCAACUCGUGGAGUUGGCCCAUGUACAAGGGCACUGCACCCGUGGCACGAGCGGCUCACGCGGCCACGCGGAUUGACCACCAGGCAUUCGUCUUUGGCGGCCGGCACCAGCAGAGCAGGCUUAACGACAUCCAUCGUCUGGACCUCGACACUAUGCAUUGGACUGGCGCGUUGAGGACCAUAGGCGAAAAGCCCCGCGGUCGGUCGUGGCACAGCUUCACGGCCCUUCCCCCGUUUCGCAUCGUCCUCUACGGAGGGUUCAGCCAGACGGAAGAACCACUGUCUGACUGCUGGCUGUUUGUGGUUCCUGCCCUGACCUGGGUGCGCGUGGAGGUGCAGCUCCCCCCACGGCUCUGGCACUCGGCCUGCCUCAGCUGCGAGGAGGAGGUCAUCGUGUUUGGUGGCUGUGCGGGGAACAUCUUUCAGCGUGAUGGCGUCCAAGCAGAGGACACGGUCAUUACCCUUUCCUUUUCGCCAAGAAGCCUCUAUCGGAUCUGCCUGGAACGGGCUCUGCGGCUCAGACACCUCCUCCAGCCCCAGUGGCCGAUGCUGCCUCCGUCGGUCCGGGACACGCUGUACCUCAUGCACGGGAACACGCAGGGCUCGAGGCUCGACGGAUCGUGAACGACGACGCUCGCCUCCCGCGAAACGACGAUGCAAUAUUAACUCCUGUACAUAAAAUUGACGGAACGCUUCGAUUUAUAUAUAACCAGAGUAAAUAAAAAUUUCCAUCGAGACA